Messenger RNA from Scaptodrosophila lebanonensis, 716 nucleotides. It is a transcript of the gene veli, whose product is annotated as protein lin-7 homolog B. Gene Ontology annotation, biological process: protein localization to basolateral plasma membrane; neurotransmitter secretion; maintenance of epithelial cell apical/basal polarity. The record is from RefSeq and is a predicted model, not a curated record. The transcript is spliced from 4 exons. The coding region runs from base 80 to 667 and encodes 195 amino acids. Gene Ontology annotation, molecular function: protein binding. Lineage: Eukaryota; Metazoa; Arthropoda; Insecta; Diptera; Drosophilidae. Gene Ontology annotation, cellular component: basolateral plasma membrane; synapse; cell-cell junction.
ACAUAUAUGUGAACAUAUACAAUUAACAGUAUAAUACAUUGAUUUAUAAAUAAGCGUUUAUUUGGUUAAUUCAAUAGCCAUGGCUGAAGUUUCUGAACCACUCACAUUGGCACGCGAUGUGAAAAGAUCAAUAGAACUUCUGGAAAAACUCCAAGCAAGCGGUGAUUUUCCCACAACAAAAUUAGCAGCAUUGCAAAAAGUAUUACAAAGCGAUUUCUUUAAUGCUAUUCGGGACGUAUACGAGCAGUUGGCGAUGACAACAGUUGAUAUAGGCUCCCAUGAUGUUCGAGCUUCUGCAACCGCAAAGGCAACAGUAGCUGCUUUUGCUGCCAGUGAGGGUCAUGCACAUCCACGUGUCGUGGAACUACCGAAGACAGAGGAGGGUUUGGGAUUUAAUGUAAUGGGUGGAAAAGAGCAAAAUUCUCCCAUUUAUAUAUCUCGAAUAAUACCAGGUGGUGUGGCAGAUAGACAUGGUGGACUUAAGAGAGGCGAUCAGUUGCUCUCCGUAAAUGGUGUGUCUGUUGAAGGUGAAAACCAUGAAAAAGCUGUCGAACUAUUAAAACAGGCGGUUGGGUCUGUAAAGCUUGUGGUGCGCUACACUCCAAAGGUGCUUGAGGAAAUGGAAAUGCGGUUCGAUAAGCAGCGCAACACUCGUCGCCGUCAAUAAAACCAGAAUGAUUCAAACAAUGAACUACCUUUAAUUCUACCCAAGCUUU